UGCAAAGAUUGUGAAGAAGGAGAGGGGUUGAUCCGGUGUUUGUCUUGCUCAGGAACACAUGCUUGGUGUCCUUCUUGUGUUGUUAAAACUCAUCAACACAACCCCUUCCACAACCUUCAACUCUGGAAUGGCAGGUUCUAUGAGACUACUACCCUGCAGGCUCAAGGGUAUAUAAUGUAUCUUGGCCAUGGGGGGGAACCAUGCCCCAAUAUCUCACAUCAGCCAGACCCAUCUCCCUGGGAAGAUCUUGGGGCCAUGGAAGAUGUGUUUGCACAGGAGGAGGGGGAUACAAUUAAUGAUACGCAGUUAGGAGUAUCUAACCUGGUCAUUGUGUACUCUACUGGUGUUUACUCACACAGUGUAUCAUGGUGCCAGUGUCCUGGAGCUGAGAAGGCACGGCAUCUCCAUCUCAUGAAAGCAAGGUUAUUUCCUGCCAGUAUCACUCGCCCUCAAUCUGCUUUCACAUUCGAUAGUCCUGGAAUAACUUCCUCAUAG
Messenger RNA from Suillus paluster, 495 nucleotides. RefSeq lists its product as uncharacterized. Lineage: Eukaryota; Fungi; Basidiomycota; Agaricomycetes; Boletales; Suillaceae. The annotation marks the transcript as partial. The record is from RefSeq and is a predicted model, not a curated record. The transcript has a single exon.